AUGCUUUUGUUAUCAGUCACCUCACGGGCCCUUACUCUACGAGAAGCGCCCACGCCGCCUUCAAGCGCCCGCACGCCGCAGCCAAGGGGCACCGGGAACCCCAACGGCCUCUUCGGUGGGAGACCGGGGGCGAACCGCGAAGGGAGGGGGCAGGCCGGCCACACCGGCCCCGGGAGCAUGUUAAUGUGCCGAGGGAAGGCAAUGCAGGAUUUUAAAGGCCCAGAUUGUCGCUUUGUAAAUUUUAAGAAGGGAGAAGCAGUGUACGUAUAUUAUAAACUAAUAGGAAAAUCAACCGAGCUUUGGGCUGGAAGUGUUGGAAGAGAUUUUGGAUAUUUUCCAAAGGAUUUACUUGAAAUAAAUCACAAUUAUUCCAACGAGGAGCUAGAAUUACCAACAGAUGAAACAGACUUUGUUUGCUUUGAUGGCGGAAGGGAUGAUUUUGAUAAUUAUAAUGUGGAUGAGCUUUUGAAGUCAUUGCAAGAGACAAUAUCAAAUGAAGAGGAAACUGAAUCAAGUGAUCCAGGGACAAAGCCAGCUGAAGGAAUUGAAAGGGAUGAGGAGAUUGGACAGGUUGAUACAGUAAAGUCCCCUGAUGCUUUGGAGACAGACAAUCUUGAGAUGACAAGCACACGAGAUGUCAAGGAAGCCCUCUCCAUGACAGAGGAAGUAGACAGUUCUCUUACAGAAGGAACUGAAAAUACUGGGGGAGACUCCAGUGUCAGUAGUCACAAAGAAAAUUCUCAGGGAGAUCAAAUUGCACACGAGCACUUGAAAGGAAUGCUACACGGGAAACUAAAAGGGCUAGAAAGUGAAAAUACCAAAAACACUAGUAUUCCUCAGGGUGAAACCAGUCAACUUGACACAGAGAAUGAAGAAGUCAAUGCCUAUACGCUCUUAAACAGAGAACUCUCUAUGAACUUGAAAACAAAAUUUGGCUCAACUGCUGAUGCUGUUGUAUCAGAUGAUGAGGUGACUCGCCUUGUUACAUCACUGGAAGAUGAUUUUAAUGAAGAUUUGAGUGUUAAUGCUCAUGAUGCAGAUGAGGAGCCAGACUUUGCAGAUCAGUCUGAAGAAAUUCCUUUGCUGUCUUUUAUGGCAGAGGACAAAAUUACAUCCCCAGCGGAUUUAGAAGAUGAUGAAAACGAUGACAUUGACUCACAAAAUUAUGAACUUGAUGAAGAUGCAGAGGGUGCUACAGAGCUAAAUAACCAAAGAGACUAUGAGGAAGAACCUGAUUCAGAUGCAUUAUUUCUUAAGGAUGCCUUAAGUAAGAGUGACAAGUCGGCUGACAGCAUAAGUGUGGACAGGUCCAAAUCUAAACAAAUAGAAGAGAAACAGGAUGAAGUGAUGCUAAUUAGCAAAAGAGAAGCACCAGCAACAACUCAACCUGAGGAUCUCUCCAAAGAACCACUUAGAAAGGAACCUGUAGGUACAGGUGGUCUGGAUUCAAAAGAAAAAACAAACAAAACUGAACAGUUUAAAGAGCAGCUUCCAGCUGAUGGAACUGAGUCCCUUACUGAAGAGCUGAAGAGCACAACUGCGCCUGAUCCUCAUGUUUUGCCUAGUCCAGGAGGUAAUCUGGAGUCCAAAUCAUUUGUUAAAAGUAAGCAAGAUGCUUUAAAACCAUCUCUCGGUGAUAUCAACCAAAGCCCAGAAAGAGCACCACUUUCUCAAAUAGAGAAAGAUGAGAAAAACUUUGAGGAUGACACCUUGGAAGAGGUCUUGGAAAGUGAUUUAAAGCACAAAAAGCUAUGGGAGAAACCAAAGGAGAAAGGAAGAGCUGAGAACAAGCCCUCUGUUGAUGUUCCAGCCAAACCAGUGGAAGAGGCAAAAAAUGCAUCUCAGAGUGACUUAGGAGAUACUGACCUCUUGAAAGAGAAGCUAGAGCGUGGAAUGCCCACUGUGGAGAAAGAAAUUCUAAGACAUGAAGAUUUGAAACAAACAGAGGAGACCGAUCAUGAAAAUCAAAAAACCACCUCUCUUAACAAAGAACCUGAAAUAAAAAUGAGAAACAUGAAAGAAACCCCUGCAGGGGAGGGAGACCCAAGCCAUAGAGGAGCUGUUGAGCAACCUAGGCCAUGGGAAAAUGAGACUGAGUAUUCAGAGGCAGAUAUGAUAGAAGAGCUUUCAAGAAAUCUUGGCAAGAUGACAGUAUUUGAAGAAAGCAUUGAGAGAAGUUCCCCUGAAGAAAAAUCCAAAAGCACUACACAGAAUACUAAUACAGACAGUCUUACUCAGCAAGGAACUGCUCGUACUGAGGAUGCAGAUUCAGACAGAAAUCUUGGCACAAAUUUAGCUAAAGGAAGAACACUACGAUCAGAACUGCAAUCUGAAGAGCCAGAUGCUGAAGACGACCCUGACCUGAAACAAAUAGAGGAAGAGCUACUGGAAGAUGAGAAUGCUGCAAGUGCACAGUUGUCACAAGCAAGGGCUGCAAAUGUACAGGGUGAUACACCAAAUGUUAGAAGUAAAAACCCUGAACUAGGUAAAGCUGUUCUGAGAACAGGAAAUCCUACUUUCAAAGCAGGAGAGGAAACAAACUCAUUUUCUAAGGAGACUAAAAAGACUAUCACCAUGCAAGACGCAAGUAAGACUGGGAACAAAGAGGUUGAUGUACCAGUGAGUGAAGAUGCUAAAUUGGAUGAGAUGGAACAUGUCACAGAAGAUUAUGAGUCUUCUGAAGCUGAGGAACCAUCAGCUGUGGCAGAACAUAGCUUCCAGUCUCCUGACACAGAAGACAGCAAUGACUUUACUCAAAGGAAAGACCAUUUCCCAGAGGGUAUUUCGCAGAAGGACUCAGAAGACGUGCAAAAUUUAGAGCAUGUAAGAAAUGAUCACCAGCAAUCCGCACAUCUCCCCAGCCCUGCUGACAGCUCAGCAGCCACAAGUGACACUGUAACAGACUUCAGUGAGUCUGUGAAGCGGCUCACAAUAAUGAGAGAUUUUCUCGAUGAAAAGCGUGUAAUACGUCUACAAAAGUACCUUGGGCUUCAACACAUGUUUAGGUUAGAAGCCAUGUUUCAUGACAUGAAGGUAGAGAUGGAACUUGCUCGGAAGGCAAGCCAUAAUAAUGAGGAUAUAGAAAAAGCUUUGGACCUGAUUCUUGAGUUUUCAGAAUCAAGCAUUAUGGAUGUUGUAGGAAAAAUUCUGGAUUCCAAAGUGGCAGAAAAUAAAGAGGAGGUGGUGAAAGAGAUGGAUUUGUAUGAUGAGGAGAGCGCACUGAUGGAUGAUAUUCAAGAAUUAAUGUAUUCUUUAAGGAGUAAAUAUUCAUCUGCCGGUGAGAGUGUCCCACUGGCAUCUUUUCCAGAACAGGAAGAUGAUCAGUUGCAUGUUCAAGAUGGUGCAAAAGAGGCUGAAUAUGACACGGUUUCCAUCAUUAAUGCCGUUGAUGAGAUCAAUCAGGAAUUUCAGCAGCUUGAAGAUAAGAGGCCAGAACAGCUUACUGAGGAGGAGGAAGAGAGGGCUGUUGAUGUUCCACCUGAACAUGAAGAGGCCAACUUCUCCCCUGAAGAAGGGUAUGAUAGUGAAAGAGGAUUGCUUCUGGAAGAUAUUUCCUUUGGGUCAAUUGAUUCAGGACAAAGUGCCAGGGAAGAUAUUGCUGCAGUUGUUAAUGCUGUCGGUUUUCAGUUGGUUGCUACCCUGCCUGAGGAAAUGCGUCCUGGGCCCGAUUUCCAUGGACUUCCAUGGGAGCCUGUUAUUAUCACUGCCUUAGUGGGAAUUGCCACGCUUGCUAUAAUUUUCUGGAGAACCUGCCUUUCAGUAAAGAGUAGAAUAUAUCAAGUGACUGAAAAGCAACUUGCUGAAAAGAUUAAAAACCUUCUGCAAGAAAAAACAGAAAUCUUAGAAAAGAUGUCAGAAUAUGAUCAAAAGAUAAAGGAAGCAAAAGAAUCUGUGAAAGUGGCUCAAGAGCAAAAAGACAUUCUCUCUGAUGAAACUGCAGGGCUUAAGGACACUGUCAAAGGACUGGAAGAAGCAAAUCGUCAGCUAGAUGACAAAGUAAAAAAUCUGCACACAAUGCUUGAAACAGAGAGAAAAAAGAAUGACAAGAAACAGAACAAGAUCUCUGAAACCCAGAAGUCCUUGGAGAAACUUCAGGAGGCUAUCAGUGUGCAUUCUGUAGAGCUUUCAGAGGUGCAGAUAGCCCUUAAUGAAGCUAAACUAAAUGAAGAAAAGGUGAAAUCUGAGCUUCAUCAUGUGCAGGAAGAGAAUGCUAGGCUGAAAAAGAGCAAGGAGCAACUGCUAAAAGAAGCUGAAGGUUGGAGCGAGAGGCAUACUGAGCUCAGUGAGCAGAUCAAACUGUAUCAGAAAUCUCAGAAGGACAUAGAAGAAGCACUUGCCUACAAGGAAAAUGAAAUUGAAGUUUUGACUAACUGCAUUAUGCAGCUGAAGCAGCUUGACAUGGAUUCAUCAGCUGAGGCCAAGAAGGAUGGCGAAGGGCGUGAGUGGAGCACAGGAGACGAUUUGGCCAAUGGCGAGUUGCCAGAUAAUGAGAGUGAGAAGAUGAAGACUCAGAUUAAGCAGAUGAUGGAUGUCUCCAGGGUAAAAACUAUGUUAUCCAUAGUUGAAGAAGACAGAAAUCUUCUGCAAUCCAAACUGAGUGAUGAAGUAACAGCAAGACAUGAGCUGGAAGAGCAAAUAAAAAAGUUAGAACACGACUCCUGUUCACUCCAGUCAGCCAAAGCUCGACUGGAAAAUGAAUGCAAAACCCUACAGCAGAAAGUGGAGAUUCUUGGUGAACUUUACCAGCAGAAGGAGAUGGCGCUCCAGAAAAAACUAACCCAGGAAGAGUAUGAGCGUCAGGAGAAGGAGCAGAAAUUGUCUGCUGCAGAUGAAAAAGCUGUACUGGCCAUCGAGGAAGUGAAAGUUUACAAGCAAAGGAUCCAAGAUAUGGAAGAAGAAUUGCAAAAAACAGAGAGAUCUUACAAAAACCAGAUUGCUGCUCAUGAGAAAAAGGCACAUGACAAUUGGCUUAUUGCCCGCUCUGCUGAGAGAGCUCUGGCUGAAGAAAAAAGAGAAGCAGCCAACCUGAGACAAAAAUUGAUAGAAGUAAACCAAAAAAUUGUCAUGCUUCAGAGACCAUUAAUUGUAAAGCCAACUCCAGGCAGACCUGAUCGCCAAGUUCCACCGCGACGAGGGCCCUUAAGCAGAGAUGGCUCUUUUGGCCCAUCACCUGUGAGUGGAGGAAAUCCAUCACCUACGCAGAUGAUAGAAGUUCCUGCUCGGCCCCUUUCUGCUCCUCGAAGGGAAGGCUCGAGAAGUGAAUUUGGUACAGUGGUAGAUGGCCCCCCUGUUCCACGAAGGCCGCCAGAGUUACCUGGAAGGAUGUCUGUUCCUGAUCUUGGGCCUGCUGUAGCAUCCCUGAUCAGUAGUGGGCCAAGAACCACCUCCCCUUCCACAGCAAUGGAUGGAGUGCAACCCUCUCCCAAAGAGUCUGAAGCCCUCUGUGUAACUACUGAUUCACCUUCAUCUAUUGAACCAGCUACAGCUAAUGCUAGUCCCAAAGGCCCGCCUUCUUUCCCGGGGACACCCAUCAUGACCUCCCCUGUGAUGGGGCCGCCGCCUCCGCCGCCUGUUCGCUACGGACCGUCGCCAGCUCCUCUCCGUGGGCACUUCGGGCCUCGACCUCUUCCUGUGCCCCUAGUUCGUGGUCCUCCCUUGCCACCUCCAGCUGCAAGAGAUUUCUUACCUGGCCCACCCUUAGGAAUGAGAGAUCUGCCUCCUGGCCCGCUACCACCUCCUCCAGAUCCAAGAGGCUACGGACGUGGGCACCCUCCUUUUCGACCCCUUGGUCCUCCUGGCCCAAGAGAUUAUCCUCCAGGCCCUCGGCUACCCCCACCUGCUUCAAGAGACUAUACGCCUUCUCCCAGCAGAGACUUGCCACCGUCGGGACCUAGAGACUACCCGGCAGGGCCCCCCCAGCCCGCACCCGCGGGCCCAAAGGACUACACACAGCCUCCCGUGCAGAAACCCUGACUGCAGCCUCGGGUCAGCAGCUCAACCCAGUGGACUCUAGCGCACUUCCUGCAGUCAGGAUUUUAGGAAAUGGCUCUCUACGUGAAGCCAUUCGUCUCAUUUCAGUAUAUUUCAGCUUUUGCAGGAUUAAUUUUUAUCCAAUUGCUACAGACGUCUUAUGUGCAUUUAUGAUCACCUUAAACUCAUCCAUCCUCUUGGGCUGCAAGAACCAUUUUGUGAUGGGACUUGAACCUACUCUAAACGUGCAAUAGAAAGGAAGUACCUGUGUGGCUAGUUUUAAUUAAAUGUAGCCUCUGUAACCAGUUGGUGAAUGAACUAAUUCCGUGAAAAAUGUAAAUCAAAUCAUUUCCUGUGGAAAUAAUUUUUGAGUAAAAUGCUCUCCUACCUGCCUUCUCCAUCACAUCAUUAAGCUGCAGUUAUUGUAGGCCAGGGGUUUACAUGAGGACUGUGAGGUGGUUUGUUUUUUUAAAAAAGAUGCCUGGUCAGAGAUCAGAAGCACAAAUGACACUGUAUUCAAAGGAAGGUUAUAAUAAAAAGCAAAAUUCCUUUUGCUAAACCCUGAA
Athene cunicularia (burrowing owl) is the source of this 6536-nucleotide messenger RNA. It is a transcript of the gene MIA3, whose product is annotated as MIA SH3 domain ER export factor 3. Gene Ontology annotation, molecular function: protein binding. Gene Ontology annotation, cellular component: endoplasmic reticulum membrane; endoplasmic reticulum exit site. The coding region runs from base 1 to 5973 and encodes 1990 amino acids. Gene Ontology annotation, biological process: vesicle cargo loading; protein secretion; endoplasmic reticulum to Golgi vesicle-mediated transport. The record is from RefSeq and is a predicted model, not a curated record. The transcript has 28 exons. NCBI's taxonomy places the organism in Eukaryota, Metazoa, Chordata, Aves, Strigiformes, Strigidae.